Molecule: messenger RNA, 2207 nt
Organism: Mesocricetus auratus (golden hamster)
Lineage: Eukaryota; Metazoa; Chordata; Mammalia; Rodentia; Cricetidae
Gene: Cd83
Product: CD83 molecule
Exons: 5
Coding region: 212-802 (196 amino acids)
Source: RefSeq, a predicted model, not a curated record
CGGGGCCGUUCCGCGGAGCUGCUUGUCCCCGCUGGCCAGCCGCAGCAGCGACGCGGACUUGGGGACGCGUGCGCGGGGCGGGGACCUGGUCACCCGCCUCCUCCGGCUGGGGAGUCCCCGGGGCCAGCGCGCGGGGAAGUCCCGAGCGCGGGUACAAGAACGCGGCGCGCGCCCAGGAGGGCGGCCUGGACGGUGGCGCAGCGCUCCAGCCAUGUCGCAAGGUCUCCAGCUCCUUCUCCUCGGCUGCGCUUGCAGCCUGGCUCCCGCGAUGGCGAUGCGGGAGGUGACGGUGGCUUGCUCCGAGACCGCGGACCUGCCAUGCACAGCGCCCUGGGACCCACAGCUCUCCUACAGGGUGUCCUGGGCCAAGCUCUCAGAGGGUGGCAAUGAGAGGAUGGAGCUCCCCCAGAGCAGGCAAAACAACUCCUCUGAGGCACCCGGGACAAAGUCUUAUUCCCUGACGAUCCAAAACACCACCAUUUGCAGCUCUGGUACCUACAGGUGUGCCCUGCAGGAGCUUGGAGGGCAGCGCAACUUCAGUGGCACUGUGAUUUUGAAAGUGACAGGAUGCCCUAAGGAAGCUGCCGAGUCACCUUUCAGGAAGUACAGGGCUGAAGCCGUGCUGCUCUUCUCUCUGGUCAUUUUCUACCUGACACUCAUCAUUUUCACUUGCAAGUUUGCACGACUACAGAGUAUUUUUCCAGAUAUUUCUAAACCUGGUACGGAACAAGCUUUUCUUCCAGUCACCUCCCCAAGCAAGCAUUCGGGGCUAGUGACCCUUCCCAAGACAGAAACAGUAUGAGUAGGGUCUCUUCUGGGUUUUACAAAGCCAAGGGCACAUCAAAUCAGUGUACCUGAAUGCUGCCUGGACAAGAGAAGAAUGAGCCCCACCCUCUGACGGCAACCUUCCUUUGAAGUCCUUCACCUGCCAGUGGGUUCCACACUACUCCCUGCCAUGGGGUCUUGAGCACCAUCACAUGAUCAUGAAGCAUGGGGCCAUCACUGCUUCUCUAUGGCUGUCAGCUCAGCGUUUCAUAUGGCUAUCUGGUCAACCUCUUGAAUGCUUUUCAGUCAUGUAAAAGCUAUGGUGAGAUGCAGGUGGAGCAGGGUCAUGGGAAAUUUGAACACUCCGAGCUGGCCCUGUGACAGACUCCCGAGGACAGCUGUCCUCUUCUACAUCUGGGAUACAUCUCUUUGAAUUUGUCCUGUUUUGUUGCACCACCAGUCCAGAUGUCUCACAUCUGGCAGAAAUUGACAGGCCAAGCUGUGAGCCAGUGGGAAAUAUUUAGCAAAUAAUUUCCCAGUGUGAAGGUCCUGCUAUCAGUAAGGAGUAUUGUGUGUACCUAGAAAUGAGAGGUCAAUGACCUGUUCCUCAGCAGGACCUUUUCAUCUGGAAAAGACAUCCAUAAACCGGCAAUACAGAGGGAUGCCACAUUUAUUUUUUUAAUCUACAAGUACUUGUCAAAGAAGAAUUUUAUGUUUUUCAAAGAAGAAUGUUUGUUUUCUUUUUUAAAAAAUGGUUGUCUAGUUAGAGAGCAUUGCUAGCUGACGAGCAGCCUGAGUGAAUAUGGAGUGUCCCUCAGAAUAGGGACAAGCUAGAAGCACUGUACAAUGUCCUGCUGGGAAGGGCAGACCACAGACUGUGUUACUUGAAGUCUGGCCACAGUUGUCCAAGCCUGUCUGUAGGAUCCUGAAUGAGUCCCUUGUGGUUUUCACUUUCUGGAUUGUAAACCAGAAGGUUUUGUCUGGGUUGACUAAAAAGGAUGUGAAAACGCUUUGGGAAAGCUGAAGGUACUGUACACAGUGGCCACCCCACUGGGUUGUUUAUUUUGUUGAUAUCCUAGCAUUCUGGAGCUGAGGGAAUGCCUAUCAUGUCUCACCCUUCCAAUCUACCAAACAAAGAAGGAUAUGAAGAGACGUCACUACAAAGAGGACGGUACCAUGUCUGCUGUGAGAACUCUUCCUGAGACAUGUGGAGACUGGACCUUGUGUCUUGUUCUUGAAGAUACUGAGCCACAGCAGGAGGGAGUUCUCAGAUGUUGCAUUUCUCUAAUGAACUUGGCCCCUUCCUCAUUUGCUUCCCAAAGAUAUCUUGUCCCUUUAAUGGUGUAUACAUCAUCCGCACUGACAUGAGAGUGAAAGCAGUGUUGAGCUGACCCAGUGUUUACCUCUUACCUCUUUCAUGCUAUUAAAGGUGUGCAUGUGAA